Molecule: messenger RNA, 4265 nt
Organism: Pungitius pungitius (ninespine stickleback)
Lineage: Eukaryota; Metazoa; Chordata; Actinopteri; Perciformes; Gasterosteidae
Gene: ppp2r5a
Product: protein phosphatase 2, regulatory subunit B', alpha isoform
Exons: 13
Coding region: 1000-2550 (516 amino acids)
Biological process (GO): protein dephosphorylation; signal transduction
Cellular component (GO): cytosol; nucleus; protein phosphatase type 2A complex
Molecular function (GO): protein phosphatase activator activity
Source: RefSeq, a predicted model, not a curated record
CACUUGUCAGGCUCUUGAGUCGAGCGAACAGUGAAGGGAAACAGACAACGUCUGAACGGCUGUACUGGAAGUGUGUGAUGGCUACCUAGCCUACUGAGCACGACGACCAGUAGUUCGUUGUAUUCGAGAGUAAUUGUUGUUUUUGAGGCCCCAAAACGGAACUACCGCUCUUUAUUCAACGACGAAGGUGGUUGGGACGACGUCGACCGAAUGUGGACCCUGCUAACUUCUAAGUGCUAACGUUAAAUGAGACUUGUUCGUCGAGCGAAAUUCAACUUCAUCGAUCGCCGAAAACAUUAACUCUUCUGAAAAUACGUUGAACGGAAGUCCGGCCAGGAUAUAAUACACGGGCUUCAAGACUUGUACUCGGUCUCAUACGAAGAACUACAUGAAUUUAACGGUUCAACUAUAUUUUGUAACUUGUCUUCCUCGACAGCGGUGCAAACUGUUAAGUAGUGGCGUACUUAAACGUCGGCUAAUUUUAGCACGCUAGCUAGCGUCGGGUACAUUAGCUGGCAUGCUAGCAGUACAGUAGUUCGCUACUGUCAGGACUUUACGACUAAUUCUGGCCACGUUUGUUAUGGCAAUGUCUUUAAUACGUUUUUUAACAGCCAGACCUUUUACCAAUGUGACGAAACAGUAAAAAACAAAAAUCCACAUUUUUGAAAGUUAGGCCAUAAUUUUAGUUUGUUUGCAACUGCGCGUAAUGCCAUGAGUUUUGGUUUAAGUUCGCUUUUGGGUUCGUGUUUUGAGGACUGUCCUCGUGUUCGAGAGUAGUAGUUUUCCGAAUGAUGCAGUCUUGGGACACAGUCUAAACCACCAUACCGAGCGACCAUGUUGGAUCACACCGAAUAACAUCAGCCUCGGAACAGGAGACGAGCUUCGAGUCGUGCGGUUGGCUCUGCGCUUUUUGUGCUAAUGCGAACAGAAGAGGGCAACUUUCACUUGCUAUAGGGACAAAAUAGCUCUCUUGAAGUCUUCAUCAAUUUAUGCAUCAAAAUGUCGGCGAUAUCCGCAUCCGAGAAAGUGGACGGGUUUACCAGAAAGUCCAUGAGGAAGGCCCAGAAACAGAGAAAAUCCCAAGGCUCGUCUCAGUACCGCACGCAGAGCGCCCCGGUGGAGCUUUCGCCGCUGCCGCAGCUCAAAGAUGCCCCCUCCACGGAGCAGCAGGAACUGUUCACCCAGAAACUCCAGCAGUGCUGCAUGCUCUUCGACUUCCUGGACUCUGUGAUGGACCUGAAGAGCAAGGAGAUCAAGCGGGCCACUCUCAACGAGCUGGUGGACUACGUCUCCACCAACAGAGGGGUGCUGGUAGAAUCCACCUACCCAGAGAUCACCAAUAUGAUCUGCACCAAUAUAUUCCGGACUCUUCCACCGAGCGACAACCCUGAUUUUGACCCGGAGGAGGAUGAACCCACUCUCGAGGCAUCCUGGCCUCAUGUUCAGCUGGUCUAUGAGUUUCUGCUCCGCUUUCUUGAGAAUCCGGAUUUCCAGCCCAGCAUCGCAAAGCGCCACAUUGACCAGAAGUUUGUUCUGCAGCUCCUGGAGCUGUUUGACAGCGAGGACCCGAGGGAGAGGGACUUCCUGAAGACCAUUCUGCAUCGGAUCUAUGGAAAGUUCCUGGGUCUGCGUGCCUUCAUCAGGAAGCAGAUCAACAACAUUUUCUUGCGGUUCAUCUAUGAAACCGAGCACUUCAACGGUGUUGCUGAGCUUCUAGAAAUCCUUGGAAGUAUCAUCAAUGGGUUUGCGUUGCCUCUGAAGGCGGAGCACAAGCAGUUCCUGAUGAAGGUGCUCAUCCCGCUGCAUACUGCUAAAGGACUGGCCCUUUUCCACGCGCAGCUGGCCUACUGUGUGGUCCAGUUCCUGGAGAAAGAUCCUACACUCACAGAACCGGUGAUUCGCGGGCUGCUGAAGUUUUGGCCAAGAACCUGCAGCCAGAAGGAGGUGAUGUUUCUGGGUGAAAUUGAGGAGAUUCUGGAUGUCAUUGAGCCAACACAGUUCAAGAAAAUCCAGGAGCCGCUGUUCAAACAGAUCUCCAAAUGUGUGGCCAAUCCACACUUUCAGGUCGCCGAGCGAGCGUUGUACUUCUGGAAUAACGAGUACAUUCUCAGCCUCAUCGAGGAAAACAUUGACAAGGUCCUUCCCAUCAUGUUUGGAAGCCUGUACAGAAUCUCCAAAGAGCACUGGAACCCGACAAUCGUCGCUCUGGUCUACAACGUGCUGAAGACGCUGAUGGAAAUGAACUGCACGCUCUUUGAUGAGUUGACUUCCUCUUACAAAGCAGACCGGCAGCGGGAGAAGAAGAAAGAGCAAGAGAGGGACGAACUGUGGAAGAAGCUGGACGAGUUGAGGCUCAGCAACGCCGCUCUGGUCCAGAACAACCGCCACGGGCUCCUGGGUGUCCAGAACAACAACAACAACAACAACAACAACAGUACUAGUAAUAGUGACAACCAGGACAGGAGCGCCGAGGCUGCAGCCGUCACUCCAGCCAACCAAGAUCCCGACGUGGGCGUGGCCGCCGGCGAGAGCCCCCCAUGUGCCAAAUGACACCGGACGUCGGUUUUUUAUCCCGUAACGGUUUGACAACGUGUUCAGGACUGUCAGGAGAGGAUUAACGGAGACAGAUAAAAAACACAAAUUACACCUCAACAGUAUAUUAAAUCUACUAGAGUGACUUAGAACGCCAGCAUUUCCUUGGCAGAAAAUAUAUAUAUAUAUAUAAAUAUAUAUAUAUUUCAACUUAAGACUAUUUUUGGAUGUUACACUGUGGCUGCAGUAUAUUGUUUAUUCAUCUGAUCAAAGAUUUAUCCAUUCACAUUUAGUUUCUUAAUUGAAAAUGAUUAUUUCUGUUUGUUUAUAUUCGUUGUAUGAUACAUGGGAAGGGGAGAAAAUAAUGACUUGAAUUCAAUGUUUCCGAUUGUGCUGCGCUUGGACAAGCUGAACAGCUAUUUAAAGAUGUCUAUUUUUUAAUGCGCUUUUCCUUGUUGCCGCCAACACGUGGGUGCAAACCUCAAGGCAGAAGGGAACUGCAGUCUUUGGGAGUAUUUAAGGUGCAGAUGGGACCAGAUCCAUCUUUAUACAUUCAGUGUCCAUCGAUGUACAGAGAAGGACUGUUAUCAGGAGCAGGAGAAGCUACUGCUGAGUUGUCUCGCGCUAGAGGAGGAGAAUGGUAGGUUUAUGGCCAAAAGAAUAUAAAAAGGUUGAAUCCUAAAGAGUCAUUGUCACAGAUAUGCAUUGAUGUCUCUGUAAGUGACUCUAGUGAAGACUAAGAAGUCUAAACUUGUUCGGCAGGAUGGAACAUUUAUGAGGUCAGCUUUAUGAUUCAGUUGUUGGUGAAAAAAAACAAUGUAUCUGUGUGAAAACCUCAGAAGUUUAUAAGAUUACACUAAAGUAUUGAGACGGGACUUUCAAGAGACUGGAAUGAACGGAAUGGGCUUAGAGGAGAAGAUCCACUGCGCAGUUGGAUCUUCUCGUCAAACGCUCAGCAAGAAAGAAUAAAAGUAUUUCCCAACGAUGUAAAAAAACAAAAAACUAUUACUCUAAAAGUAGUAGAUUGAGAACUAAAAUGAUGAGACCUCUAUCUCUGUUUCCUGAGUAUAGACAAGACAAAUAUUUUUGAAUGUUUGCUUUGGCAGAUGGGUGAUGGUGGGAAGGCGGUUUACCUUGCGUGCAUAUUUGCUGAGUGCGUAUAUGUUAGUUCGGAGGCUACUUAAAGGGAAAUGCCACUCAAUUUAAGAUUUUCUGUACAGUACGUCGUUUCCGUGGUCUGCGAGCGCAGUCGAUGAUCAGCAACACAAGCGAAAAAAGCAAAGACUGUCAUUGGUCAUUUUCCAAAUCACCUUCUUGCUGACGUUGUGUAUCAUUUUUCUAUCCAGACAAGGCUCAUCGUGAAGUAGAGAUGUUCAGAAAAACCAACGCUUAGCACAGCAAAACCUCGAGUAAUCUUUGGCCUCGGCGCCUGUUGUCCCUGCACCUCCCGACUUUGUAACCUCACAUUUGCUUUUAGUUUCCGCCGCUGGGAGUUGACAAACCCGCUGAUGAACUUGAGACUGCCGUAGAUCAUAGGAACAACUUGGGACUUAUAUUUUAAAUUGAAUGGUGUUCCCUCCAAACCCCCCCGAGUGUCUGCUCUUUAACUUCUAUGUUCACAUUUUUAGGUCCAGUCUUUUCUGAUGCCUUUGUCAGUACAGCAUUCCAACCUCUUUGACGUUAAAAAAAAAAAAAGAAGAAAAAAAAACUGUGUGGGGAACCUGUUUUGUAAU